AUGCCCUGGUGCUUGGAUGUUGCCCCAGGCAACGGAAAAAUUCCGCGUUCAUCGCUUCCAUUGCAACUUAUUCUGCACCUUAAUCGUCCUAUAUCAUGCAUUUUCGUUGCAGUUCUUUUGUUUUUAUACUUCUUUAAAGUGUCAGUACUACCAUAUGCGACAAAUGCCAAAAUUUGCGAACUUUUGCUGAUUGUUCUUUUCAUUCCAAAUGAAGCGAUACGUUUAUAUUGGGCACGCAAAGGGAAUCUAACUGAAACGAGUGGCUAUUUAUCAUUCGCUCUUCUUCUGAAUGCACUUACUUUGUCACUUUGUGUUUACUGGGCUUUAUUUCAAAGCUAUGUUUUAUUCAUCGAAUUUGUUGUUGUUUGUGUGGAAGCCUUUCUUGUAAUUAUUGAAACAUGUAAAUUUAAAACCGAUUUAAUGUUACCGUUUUUUGCGAAGAAUUUUGUGCAAAUAUUUUCCCUCUUGAAACUUGUGCCCACAGAAUUGUCAUACCUGUAUGUUUGUUAA
Cercopithifilaria johnstoni is the source of this 510-nucleotide messenger RNA. The record is from the annotation of a GenBank genome assembly. NCBI's taxonomy places the organism in Eukaryota, Metazoa, Nematoda, Chromadorea, Rhabditida, Onchocercidae.